Molecule: messenger RNA, 508 nt
Organism: Staurois parvus
Lineage: Eukaryota; Metazoa; Chordata; Amphibia; Anura; Ranidae
Source: the annotation of a GenBank genome assembly
UUUGACAAGUUAUCCUGCAGUUUCUUGUUUGUGUACUCUUACCUCCUUGAUGCAGUGCUGUUCCUGAUCCCUUUCACACUUUGCUCAGGCCAUGAGCUCCUCGGAGACACCGCAGCCUCUCCUGGAACAACUUCAGUGUUUGGCGCAGAGAGUCGAUGUCCAGCAGGCCUAUCAAGAACAAAUUAUACACUGUCUGCAGGAACUCUAUUCCCAGUUGGAUCAGCUGCAGGUUGUGUCCACUUCCUCACCUUCUGUUUCGGCUACUGUCCCGGUUCCUGUUCCCGUUCCUGCUGCUCCAACCCCCGCUGUUCCCCCAGUGGAACACAGUCCUUCGAAACUCCAGCUGCCUCCACCGCAUCACUUCUCUGGUGAUCCCAAAGCUUGUCGGGGCUUCAUCAAUCAGAGCUCAAUUCACUUUGAACUAGCAGCCGACCAUUUUCCUACUGACCGUUCCAAGGUGGCAUACAUGAUUUCCCUGCUUUCUGGUGAAGCACUUGCUUGGGCCUCG